This is a messenger RNA of Octopus sinensis (East Asian common octopus), 831 nucleotides long. RefSeq lists its product as uncharacterized. The coding region runs from base 300 to 818 and encodes 172 amino acids. Gene Ontology annotation, biological process: intracellular protein transport. The record is from RefSeq and is a predicted model, not a curated record. The transcript is spliced from 6 exons. Lineage: Eukaryota; Metazoa; Mollusca; Cephalopoda; Octopoda; Octopodidae. Gene Ontology annotation, molecular function: phosphatidylinositol binding.
GUGGAGUUGAAGGUCGAGAUUUGUUUGUCAGUGAUGGCAGCUUUGUCACUUUAUUGGCUGUCAAAGAAGAAAAAGGUUAAAGGUCGUGUUUGAUGCAUUUCAACCAAGUUUACUUUGGGUAAUUACAUCAGAACCCUGUCCCUGGAUUCUGGGACAGAGUUUCCACACUUUGCUACACAGCUGAUUGCUUGAAGAAUCUAUCUUGGACAUGUCUCUCUUGUGAGUCGCACCAAAACUAGACCUUGGGAUUAUAAUAUCUCCGUGCUAGCAACAUCUCCAUCUUGUCAGAGCUAAAAAUAAUGGAAAUCAGUGUUCAGAAUCCCAGAACCAUCUUUGAAAAUGGUAGAGCUAAAUAUGUGGCCUACCAAUUAUCCCUAAAGAAUUGCUUCCCUGUGUUACCACUGGACAACACAGAUCAUGUGUGGAGAAGUUACCGUGAGUUUCAUUUGCUGAGAAACAUUCUGUGCCAGAGACAUAAGAACCUAAAAAUUCCAUCUUUGCAAUCAGAUUGCUGUUUGUUAAACAGGUUUAAUCUAUGGGUUGUCAUGAGACGUAUAUCACGAUUGUGUGCCUUUGCCGAAAGUUGUUUCAAAGAAAAAGAACUGACCAUGGAUCCCACAUUUAGACUGUUUUUCCAGAGUGAUUUAUCCUUUGAAGAAAUCUUAAAAUUCCAUCAUGGACACUAUGCAGAAGACUUUAUCAAGAAUAUUUGGCAAACGAAUGGGAUAACCAGACAGUUAGACCAAGUUGAAGAGAACGACAGCAUUGAAGAAAACCUUAUAUCUGUAGGAGAGGCCCAUCAUCUUUUAAAUAAAUAGAUUUAAAAUUAAA